Papilio xuthus (Asian swallowtail) is the source of this 2503-nucleotide messenger RNA. RefSeq lists its product as uncharacterized. Gene Ontology annotation, molecular function: 1-phosphatidylinositol-3-kinase regulator activity. Gene Ontology annotation, cellular component: phosphatidylinositol 3-kinase complex. Bases 250 to 1845 code for a protein of 531 amino acids. The record is from RefSeq and is a predicted model, not a curated record. Gene Ontology annotation, biological process: phosphatidylinositol phosphate biosynthetic process. The transcript has 5 exons. Lineage: Eukaryota; Metazoa; Arthropoda; Insecta; Lepidoptera; Papilionidae.
UGAUUAUAGUGAAUAUUGCACGCGUUUUGUGAUGUCUUAUGGUGUGAUGAAGUGUGGCGAAGUCUUUGAAAGUAUUCCUGUAAUCGAUUUUGGCUGUUCCUACUUUCUGUCUUAUAGUGCUAAAUAGUCUAAAUUAAAGGAAAACCCCAAUAUUUUUUAAUUAAUUAUGCAACAAAUGGAAAGUUAAAUAAAUAAUGAUUUAAAUAUUUGAAAUUAGAUAUUCGAUCUGUUUAUCUACUUGUGUGAAAUAUGGAACCAGUGAAUAUCUCAAAAAAAGUGGAAGAAUGGAGUCACGAAGAAGUUCUAUCGGUGUUGCAGCGAUGGGAGAUGGAAGAGUUUUGUGAAUUUGUGAAAGAAAAGCAAUUGGAUGGAAAAAAAUUAUUGAAUGUUACAGAAGGCAUUUUAAAGCUAUGGAAACCAAAGGCUGAUGCAAAAAAGGUUCUACUUUUCGUUAACGAUUUAAAAGAAAACCCCGAUAAGUACAUGAUUUUACCACAAUCCAAAAAGGAGAUAAUCAAAGUAAGCAAGGAGACAAAUAUUUGUCCAGAAAGUCAAUACCAGACGGUCACUGUAAGAAAGACGAGAGAAGAAGUCAAUUUAAAUACAGUUGAAGAAAUAUUGAAGAAGAUUGUACCUGCUAAGAGUUUCCUUUACAGAAAUCAGCAGAAGAGAACAGAGAAAGCCGUGACGUCAUAUUUGCCGAUGGACGCAGGAACUACAAAGAAGAAGAGUUUCUUCCGCCUCAGUUCAUACGAAUAUCCUUUCUUCGACAUUCGAUUAAGAUUUUCGAAAAUAGAAAAUAACACAGACAGAGGAUACUAUUCAGUUAAAUCAAACCGUUACUGUAUCCCAAAGGCGUGUAAAAAACAAGAAAUUAAAACCAAAUACAAAUCUCUUCCAUCACCAGAACCGAUUUCAGACAAUAUUAUUGAAGAUCAUUUUUAUGAAGAUUUAAAUUAUAAUGAAAUGAAUAAAAUUAACGAUACAAAAGAAACGCCAUCUAGUGGUCAAGGAGUUCAAGUUAAGCCUUGCAUGGUGAAGAUUCAGGAGCUUUUUCAGUCUUUCAAAUUUCCUUUCUUUAGGAAAAGCGAAGAAGUACUGCCGACUAGAAAAAUAUCUAAGGAAGAGAAAGACAUAAAUAUUUAUGAAAAUAACGACAGUGUUUUAAAUAUGUAUGACUCCAUACAUGUAAUGAAUGAUGAUGUCAAAGUUGAGAGUAAAGAAGAUAAACAUACUCUGCCAGUGGAGGAGUAUUUGGAGCCGGUGCAGCUGCAUCAGGAGUACUGCGACGUGCGCCGUCGCCACGAGGAAUCCCUGCUGGGCUACAUUAUGAACUACUUCGAGAAUAGACUCAGAAUCAGACGAGAAACAAAUGACGGAACUCAUUCCGAAGAUUCAGAGACGGAUUCAAAAGAGUGCGAUGACAAAUGGAGUACGAAGAAGACAUGCAACAUGGCGGCGCGCCCUCUGCCGGUGCCCGUCGAAAACGAGCCUUUCUAUAUGAACGUGGAUCGUGCGGAGGCUGAGAACCUGCUUCGUGGACAACCUGAUGGGACAUUUGUGCUUAGACCUUCCAGUCAGCCCAACCACGCGUACACUUUGAGCGUAUCAUGCGGCGGCGCGGUGCAUAACGUGGGCGUGCGGCGGCGUGCGGACGGCCGGCUGGCGCUGGGUUUCGCGAGACGCGGCGAGCGUAGCUUCCCCACGGUGACGUCACUGCUGCGCCACCACCGACGUCGGCGGCUGCUGCUGGUGGCUGCGGGUGACGUCAUCGGCGCCACUACGCUCGCUGAUACUCCGCACUACUACCAGACGCCCAGCAGUCUGCCCGUGUUACAUGUGUGACGUCACAUAAUCGACAGACGUGACUUCACGUUGAAUGUAGGCAACUCUAGAACAGGAAACACUUCAUUUGAAUGUUUUGAUUAUUGUCAACUAACAAAUUAUUCAAGAAAUUGAUAUAAUAGUUUAUAUUUAUUAAUUUUUUAAUUUACUUUAAUCACUGGCUGUUAUUUACAUUUGAUAUCUGCAUACAAUUAAACUUUAAUAUGAAUUGUCUGAUUUCAUAACACUACCGCUGGCAUUGCAUUCGCAGUCCCGUAGAGACACCGGACGAGUCACAUAGACUGUAGACGCUCUUCGCAAAUGUCAUGACCUUUUUAAUUUAGAAAAUAUUUUUUAAACAGAAUUUUUUGUGUUAUAAAUUGUAGGAGGAGAGAGCACAAGCUUUGGGGAAUAUUGUAUUGUAUUAUAUUAAAAUGUAUUACGAGUCUAAGUUGAAAUAUUACGCUCUGCCGCCGCCGCCGCCGCCGCCGCCGCCGCGGGGAUUAUUAUAAUACAUUGUAAAUGUCUAAAACUGAUGUCUUAUAAAUUCAGGUAACGACUAUUUAUGUUCAUCAUUAACAAUGAUACCUUGUUUAAUAUUAAUAUACAUACGUAUCUCAUAAUAAAUAUAUAUGAAAUAAGUACUUUAGUUUGCCUUAAAGAAUGGAAUAGUCUUACC